AUGAUUGUACCCACCAACAAAGUCAAGGACAUCAUCAAUGAACGAGCUACGUUGACAUACACAAGCCGGACAAAUCAGCCGGUCCAUUGGUAUUACUGUUUGGACAAACAUAAUGGUCGAGAAAUUGGUUCCAUUGAACUGCGGAAUCACCUUGGCGGUUUACAUUCUGGUUCAACUUUGCAGCGUAUGGGCAAAAUCCCACUGGUGAUUGGUAUGCCAGUGAUGAUUGGUCAAAAUUUUGAUGUCGAUGCUGGUAUCAUGAAUGGU
Suillus fuscotomentosus is the source of this 267-nucleotide messenger RNA. RefSeq lists its product as uncharacterized. Lineage: Eukaryota; Fungi; Basidiomycota; Agaricomycetes; Boletales; Suillaceae. The annotation marks the transcript as partial. The transcript has a single exon. The record is from RefSeq and is a predicted model, not a curated record.